AUAUAAAAGAAUGUAAGACAGAUUCAAUUUUUAAACAUAAACAGAACAUUUACAUGCUCGUUAUGUAGGUACAGGUAAUCCUGAUACUCCAAAAUAUGUGUGGAAUAAUCAUAUUCAUAGAGAUACAUUGGCAUCACAUAUAGGCCAUCAUAGUAGAAUGGUAUAAAUAUAAUAGUAGAAGAUAAGGUGUAUUUUUGUACAGCAGAGAAUGAGCCAAUGUGUAGAUUGCGUUAUAAAUUUUUAACAAAGAUGAUAUAGCCAUGUGGUCCACCUCCUCCUGAUAUUGAGAAAGCAGAAUUUUGAUAUUAUAAAUC
Molecule: messenger RNA, 314 nt
Organism: Paramecium sonneborni
Lineage: Eukaryota; Ciliophora; Oligohymenophorea; Peniculida; Parameciidae
Source: the annotation of a GenBank genome assembly